Messenger RNA from Oppia nitens, 1974 nucleotides. RefSeq lists its product as uncharacterized. Gene Ontology annotation, biological process: neuropeptide signaling pathway; ecdysis, chitin-based cuticle. NCBI's taxonomy places the organism in Eukaryota, Metazoa, Arthropoda, Arachnida, Sarcoptiformes, Oppiidae. The record is from RefSeq and is a predicted model, not a curated record. Bases 28 to 1974 code for a protein of 648 amino acids. The transcript has 10 exons. Gene Ontology annotation, molecular function: ecdysis-triggering hormone activity; oxidoreductase activity.
AAAAAGUCAAUUUAAACUAAUAAAAAAAUGUCAAUUAAAUUAUUCUCGUUAUUAUUUUUUAUUGUAUUUUUCACAUUACAAGUUAAUGCAAAUAAUGAUAAUAAUAAUUUAUUUGUAAAUUUUGGUAACGACGAUGACUAUACAGCUGUAAAACAGUCGAGAAAUUUUACCGGAAAAGUAGUUUUGGUGACGGGAUCGAGCAGUGGUAUUGGUGAGGGUAUUGUCAAAUUGUUUGCCGUUUUGGGCGCCAAAGUGGUAAUCACUGGCAGAAAUGCUACCGAAAUAGACAAAGUAGCCAAAGAAGUGGAAACUCUUUCGCCUUAUAAACUAAAACCAUUGAAAGUUAAGGCAGACUUAACGAAAACUGUUGAAUUGGAAACACUGUUGAAUGAGACGAUUAAAGCUUAUGGAAAGUUAGAUGUUUUAGUGAAUAAUGCGGGCAUCGGCUCUAUGGCCACUAUCAGGGAUAAAGAUUUUAUGAAAAACUAUGACAAUAUAUUUAAUACAGAUUUGAGAGCAGUUGUAUUGCUUAAUCAUUUAGCAUAUCCUUAUUUGGAGGCAACUAACGGCACGAGUAUUCAAAUAUCGAGUAUUGCAUCAUUAGCUCCGAAUAAUUUUGGUUUAGACUAUGCAAUGGCCAAACAUGCUAUGGAUAUGAUGACACGGGUUCUGGCAUUAGAAAUGGGACCAAAAGUUAGAGUCAACACUAUUAAUCCCGGUGCAAUUUUGACAGACGGUUUUCGUGAUAGUACUGUACCAAUAGUUGUCAAAUUGCGUGAAUUGGCCAAAAAUAAUGCACCACUAAAACGGUUGGGCACACCACUGGAAAUUGCCCGGGGUGUUGUAUUCCUGGCCUCGACUGAUGCCCAGUUUAUUACCGGUGCAAAUCUGGUCAUUGAUGGCGGUCUAUCCUAUAAUUAUCCUGGUAUUAUUACCAUAUUUUACAAUCUAGAAAAUGAUGACUACAAGGAUAUACUAAAGUCACGUAAUUUUACCGACAAAGUAGUUUUGGUGACCGGUUCGAGCACCGGUAUUGGUGAAGGUAUUGUCAAAUUGUUUGCAGUUUUGGGCGCAAAAGUGGUUAUCACGGGUAGAAAAGAGGCUGAAAUUCGGAAAGUGGCUCAAGAGGUCCAACAAUUAUCGCCGUAUAAACUAAAACCAUUGGAAGUGGUGGCAGAUCUUACCAAAAGUGAUGAAUUACUGAAACUAAUCAACAAAACAGUUGACACUUUUGGUCGAUUGGAUGUGUUGGUCAACAAUGCCGGCAUAUAUCCUAACACUUCAAUUAGUGAUCCCAAGUUUAUGCAAACCUUUGAUCAGGUAUUUAAUAUUGAUUUCAGAGCUGUUGUGCAGACCAUACACAUGGCUGUCCCCUAUCUGGAGAAGACAAACGGCACAAUUAUCAGUAUAUCCAGUAUUGCUGGUAUACAUCCGUCAUUUCCAAUGCUGGCCUAUUCAUCAGCUAAAGCAGCGAUGGAUAUGAUGACACAAGUGUUGGCACUUGAAUUGGGACCUAAAGGCAUACGAGUCAAUACAAUUAAUCCUGGCGUAACACUUGUGCCCAACAUAGACAUAACAGAUCCAUAUGUUAAGAUAUUGCUGGCAAAAGUCGUAAAGAUAACACCAUUGAGACGUAUAGGUGUUCCCAUUGAUAUUGCUAAAGGAGUGGUGUUUUUGGCCUCCAGUGACGCCUCAUUCAUAACGGGUGCCAAUCUAGUCAUUGAUGGUGGAGUUGCAGAGUUGACGGCUAUAACUAAAAAGAAAUUGCAUUUAUGUGUUGUCAAUUGUGCUCAAUGUAAGACAAUGUAUGGACAAUAUUUUAAAGGCCAACAAUGCGCUGAAAGUUGCUAUAAAAAUACAGCUUUACUGGUUUCAGGUGAACUACCGGUGCCCGACUGUAACUCACCGUUCACUAUAUUUCAAUAUUUACAAAAAAUUGAAGAUAAUAAUAACGAUAAUGGUAAUAAUCUGUAA